AUCAACGUAGGGCCACCUUCGUUUGAUCGAUAAACUCUUUCAAAGUUAUUUUUCGGUAUAAACUUCGGUCGCUGCUAAAUUGACGCGUCGAGGAGUAGGUCGAAGAAAAAUCAUUCGAGCGUGCACGGUGCGAUAAUUAUAAAUAAACGUUGCGACGAAACGAGGUGUACUUUUUAUCGUCGGUAUGUGCGAUCGAUCGAAAUGGAAGCCGAGGUCGUAUUGUUACUCCACGAGGAAGAUAAAAUCCGUUCCGAGAACAAAGUGGGAGCGUCAAAUCACGUCGGACGAAGAUUAUUGGCGGCAAUACGUUCGCGAGAAAGAGAAAAAUCUGCUAGUAAGAGACUCCCGUCCAAACUUAACCCGUUUCCCUUCGGUCCAAAGAUAUCCUCGAACUUUGUGUCGUGGGAUUCGUAAUAACGACGACGCGAGUAAUAUCGACGAGUCGACUGGUAACGAAAGAAAACCUCUCGUAGAAUCCUUAACGAAUUUUCCAUCUUAUAGGUUAAGCUCGUUUACCGAAGAGAACGAUUUCGCGAAUAUUAGAGAGCCUGUGGUUACGGUCCUUCCUCCUGCGCCAUCGAAACGACCUACCGAAGCAUUUAGUACGCGCAAAGAGGAGCGCAUGAGAGCUCUUGCCGAAGAUACAUCGUUUCGAAAAGAAUUUUCCUCUCUUGUUCGUGUGAACGUUCGAAAUGCUUCGAGGGAGAAGGCGAAAGUUGACAAAACUCGUUCGAGAGAAGGUCCUUCCUUUCGCGAAAACGAUCGCCCGAAUGGCGAGAAGUCGUCGAGGAGUCGAACCGACGAGACUCCUUUAAAGGCCGCGAAUAAAAACUAUUUAGAAUCGCUCGACGAUCGAGAAGCUUUUACUUUCGACGACAUCGACGUUAACUCGGAUUUAGAAGAUAAAUCCAAUUACCGGAUAUGCGCGCUAAAGAAACGUACCGAGGGAAACGAAGGAUCCUCGACCGACGACGACUUUUCAAAAUAUUUCGUUCGAUCUGCUCACGAAGCCUUGAAACGCGUGACGAAACAUUCGCGUUCCGCGAAUCGGCAAGUAAACGAACCGACGAAGAAGGUCGCGACAAAGGGGCGUUCGGAGAAAUAUGAAAAAGAGUUUAUAAACGUUCCCUCGAUCUCGUUGAAACCGCUAUUUAGUUUCGGUCGCGUCGAGGAAGAUGUCGGAGACGAUUCGCCGCGUACGAGUCUAACGGCGGAUUUUCUAAACGGAUUGCCAAAGAUGUCGCAUUUUCCGCGAAAGAAACGCGAUCGAUGUCUCUCGUGUUUGUACAAAUCCCUCGAGGAGAUCGGCGCGUCCUCGAGAAAGGACGCGUACGAGAGGAGGAAGGGCCGGGAGGAGGAGGGGAAGCAGCAUCAGCGAGACGCAUCCGUCGAGCGCGAGAGCAAUGGCGACGUUAGUUCCGAGGAGUUCGAAGGCGAACGAAAUCGGAGUGAUUUCGGCGCGCGCGAGAAGGUUGGACUCGCGCUGAUGGAGCGUAGCGGCGAAUGCAGCGAUAUCGCGGAGGAAAAGAAAUUGGGCUUGCCGAGUGCAGGAGAAGGAGCCGAAGAAGGGAAGACGUCCGUCGACCGAGUUACGGAGACGGAAGGACGCCUGCCAGUUCCGGAAUUGGGAUCAACGCGUCCAGAAGGUAAGAGGAUCGCUUUCGAAUCCAUCUCCGCGUCGUCCAGAGGUACCUCUGAUUCGGACGAGGACGACUCGAGCGUCGAUUUGAUCGAGCAUUCGUCGACGAGAUCGAAGCACAGACCGGCCUGUCACGCACCGACCGUUUUGUCUCACACCUUGGAGCCUCUCAGAGCGUUGAGAUCGAGAAAGUCGACGAGCGUGCAAGCACGCGUGGCUCUCGACGAAUCGGCCGAAUCGACCGAAUCGCCGAAGAUCGUGGCCGACGGGAAGAGUCGCGAGAUCGCGUCGAAAGGAACGGGGCAAAAGGCGACCUUGACGGAUACGAAGAGAGCGAAAGAGGAGGGUGACUCGAAGCGGGUUAAAAAAUUGACCAAAGUCGAAUCGGUUUCGGAGAAUCUGAUCACCGACGUCGAAGUCAACGAAGCGAAGGAAAAAUCUCUGUUCGCGAGGAGCUCCAGUUGUAGAGACUUCGAGCGGAUUUUAAGGGAUUCUACGAAAGGUACGGAGCUGGCGUCGCCGCCGGGCUUGUGCUCGUUGGCCGAGGACGGACCGUUUCGUUGUUUGUUUUCGAAAGGGGAGAUCGAGGAGACGUUAAGAAAUUUGGAGGAACGCGAGGCAUCGCCGACGUUCGCGUUGUCCGCUCUUUGCGACAUGUUUUUAAAUCGAAUUUUAGAGUCGAGCGAUAAGCGAGAUAGGAGGCGCGAUAACGUAGCGAAACGCUUGGUGAAAUUAUUGGUAGAAUCGAGACGUUAUUCGAAUCCCGACAAGUUCCCGUCUGACCUGAUAUUUUCCUCGAAACAGCGACCGUUGUUGAACUGUCAGCGAUUAAGGAGCAUCCUACCCCUCGAUUCUUACAAUCUGAUCGCACCUUUGCUGGGAAUACCCGAGUACCACCCGACGUUCUCCUUCUCCCUUCGCAAGAGGCUCGAACCGGCGAAGAGACCGUCCGACAAAUCGGACUCGCUCCCGGAUAUUCUGGACGAUCUAAUCGUACAUCCGCCGUCUUCGAGGGACAGCGCGAUCUCGUCCGAAACGAUCGAGACGACCCGAUACAAUCCUUACGGACUUUUCCUGCAGAAAGAGAGACGCAAGGCCGUCGUUUGGCGUCCCUUGACGGAAUUCGACUUAAAGGGCUACGAUCCGCAAGCCACUCUUCGCAUGAGGGCCGACAAGAUCACCACGGACAUAUGUAAGGAAUUUUGCGAUUGGUUGAGGAGCUUAGGAGGCUUCGAAAGAGGCAUCGACGAGAGGAUUCUCAAGGACAUGUUCGAAAUUAGUUUUUCAGCGGACGCGUGUAAAACGACUCAAGUCAACGUGAAAGAGAUGGCUACCGUUCCGACGGACGUGGCAUUGGCGAGAAUGUGUCACGAGGCGAGCGUAUUGGCAACGACGAGGAAACAACUCGAGAGGGAUGCCAAGGCUGAAAGCAGACCCAAACGCACCUUGGCAUUUGGCACGUCGAUGCCGAUCGAUCUGUUGUUCGUGCCGCCUACCAAUCGCGUUCGAGAAAGGUGGCUCGAAUGUAAAAACGUGCCGCGAGAACUCGAAACGAUGGACAUAGUUUGGAACGGGAUAACUCAUUUGGAGAGCGUGCAAGCUUUCGUAAAGUGGUUACACAGGCACCCGGAGGUUAGCCCACCUAAAAUAUUCAAGCGCGCCGUACUUCCGAAAAACGUCCGAAAGUUCGUCAAGAAAAGAGACACGGAGAUGUAAGGACGAAUCUCUUGACGUCAGCGCACGGCAACACCGAACGUAAAUUUAUGUCGGAUCACUUAACGUUUGGAGAUAUCUAAUCGAUUUACAAUACAACGAAGAAAAUGUCUCUGGAUGGGAUACCGUGUAAUCAACGGUUUAGCUCGGAUUUUCUACGCGCAAACACGAGCAGGCGUGCCAACCAAUAAUACCGUUCGAUGACACGAUACCAAACGCCCGUUUCGUGUAUGUGGCGUACGGUUAACCCCUAAAGCCAACGCAGUACCUCGAAUCGAGGACGAAAAGUUUACGAGCGCGAAACCAUAGCGUUGAUUUGCCUAUUCGCCAAAAACUAUCAUAAACGGUGACGUUCUCUCGCGGUCGGUGUAACUGAUCUAUCGCUUUCUUUUAUCCGUUUUUUAUUUAUUAUUAUUUUUUUUUUUUUUUCAUAGAUCCUCCCCGUCGCCAUCGAACGCUUUAAAUAUAUCUCGAGAAUCGUUCGUCGAAGGGUAUUAACGGAGAAUCUUCCACGUUAGACGUGCAACUUAUCAUGGAUCGUCGUUAAGCGCGCCGUCGAUAAUGACGUAGGACUCCCGACCGUAAGAAAUAUCAAAAAACGUAACGUAAAGCCAAACUCGACUCGCAGCAUCUGCUUACGACAGGAACACGUCCGGGAUAUCGCCCUCUCUAUCGUUGGUUUCAAACCCGAGGCGAAUAAGGAGAAAAUAAAUAAAAAAGGAGAAAGGAGAACUCUUUUCUUCCUCUCUCUCUCUCUCUCUCUCUCUUUGGAAGGCUUCGUCCACCUUCUCGGCUUCGUUUCUCUCCUAGCAAAUAAUUUCGUGAUAACGAGCAUCGAAUCGAUGUCGCACGCUUCUCAUUCGUGCUACCAACUCGAGAAUAAAGAUUUUCAAAAUUUUUUAAACUUUCCACGAGGCGAUAUAGAAGAGGGUAAUGGGUAUAAAACUUGGACGAUUUGUUGAAGGAAAGUAAUCUUGUGAAAAAUAGAGGCUCUUGCCGAAAUAUGAUAAAACGCCGAAACGAAAAGGUUCGAGACGAAGGAGAAGGAUGUGUUCCGCACGCUGUUCCUUCGUCGUUGUUACGCGCAAACACGUGGAAAAAUCUAGGCGCUCACCGCAAAGACAGCCCUCGACGUUCCUCCGCCACGUUCAAUCCUUUCCCUCGCGUUAAUUGAGCUAAAAAGAUGAAAAAAGAGCGUCGCCGUACGUUUGCCUGCGUGCUCGGCUAUUCGUUAUUCGCGCAGCUCUUUAUUCUUUCUUUCCCAGGAAUUUCCCACGAGGCCAGCGGCCCUUUCUCUCUCUCUCUCUCUCUCUCUCUCUCUCUCACUUGGCGGCGCAGAAGAGAGAAGAAGAGAACGAAAGGGCGACGAAAUGGAGCUCCGAAAGAAAGCACAAAGGGACCGUGCAACGAGAAAAGAGGACGAGCAUGGAGAACGAAGUCGAAUGAGGUACGAGAGGGAGAAGGGAAGAGAGUAUCGGCGCAUUGGUCAUCGCCCGUUCGUUUCGCUUCGCUUGGAACGAAGACUUGCGCUCGAGCGAGAAAUUUAACAAGGCACACGCUUCCGAGACCGACAAUAGCCAACUUUAUGGGCCCCGUCGAAUGCUCCGAUUUUAAUUACUUCAAUUUCAACUUCCACUUGGUCGUCCGGUCAUCCGCUCUUUCUCUUCUUCUAUCCGUCCAUCUUUCUACUUGCGUAAACGUGGACCGAUGCGAACGAUCGAGCGGCGCAUAUCGUCGAAUCGAAGCAAAGCGUCUUUUCGAAACGAGUCGGUCGACCUUUCGACGAAAUAUUCGUACGUAACGUAGAAUAAGUGCGUUGCUUACAUCAUUGCCUUCGUCCUAUCGUCUACGAGCGCUUUAUUAGAAAAUUUACAAAGUCGUUAUCGAUCGCUUGCUCGAUUUUAAGUAAUUAAGUGGGUUCGAUGUCGCAACGUCAACGUCCUUGUACCUCCGCUUAAUGAACUCGAGUUUGGUGCCACUAGCAAAGUCCGUUAAUUUUGUUUCACCCUCAUUGAUUUUAUAAAUGGUCGAGGAGACGUUCGAAGGUCUUUGGAAAAUUCGACGUAUUUGUCGGGAGCAUCGAACGUGUCUGCUAGAUCGAACCAUCUCCUCGUCAUAUCUUUCCCUCUCUCUCUCUCCCGUUCUCCCGUCAUGUAUUAUUCAUUUCGCCAAGUUCGCACUUAAAAAUUCUGCCUUUCGAUCGCCUAUCUCGAGCCGCAACUUCUCGUUCGAGAUUUCGAAGCAAAGUCACAAAGGAAGGAAGUACGUAGGUAGUCGGGCCCUUCGCAAAGUAGAUUGACUGCAAAGUAGAUACGAAGGGAAUACGCGAAGAAUCGCUUCACGACGCUCUAUUUCUUUCCCCUCUAUUUCUCUCUUUCUCUCUCUCUCUCUCAUACUCUUGCUACGAAUACACGAGAUCGAGAUCGCGAAUCGAGUGGAAUUUCAAGGGAGAUUGAAAUUUUUUGUAUCGACGGGGGAUCAACGAGAAAAUCGCAACGACUAAAUCGACUAAUUCCUGAUCACCGAUUACAGUUAUGUCUAUAUCAUUCAAAGUGACCUCGUUGAACGAAUUAUCACAGAGAAAGAGAGAGAGAGAGAGAGAGAGACGAUUGAUUGAAACAACGAUACAGAACGCGCUACUUAAAGUCGCAUUCUCUCAAUGAAAUUGAAACGAGAAACGAUAAUCGCGCUUAAUUGUGUAAGGCGCAGUAAGGGAAACGUUAAUGCAUUAUACCUUAUCGUUCUUUCGAUUACGCGUUCCUAGCAGCGAUACGAUACGAAAUUAAGCUCGCAAACACGCCGCAGUCUCGUACGUUUACAACGACUGGAUUCUGAAACCGUUCUGCGGUUUUACUAUUAUCGCCUCGGUACAUGUAAUUACAAUCUGUCGUUUCGUUUAGUAUCGAGAUAGAAAUGCGUACGAGGGUUUGUUUGAAAUUUCUCCCUGCCUAUCGUUAUUUCUCCCAUUCCUUUCUCCGUAUCUCUUUGCAAAGUCGUUACGUUUGGGUAGUACCUUUCUCCUAUAUCGUACUCCAAUUUCAAACAAUUAUUAUUAUUCUCUCUCGUCGAUCGUUGUGUUAAAGAUUUCAUGAAUAAAACUAGGACGAACGAUCCUGGUACGCGUCGACCAAGAGUUGUAUAACGCGUGUAACGUACAUAUGUACAUUCGCGUAAAUGGAACAAACUCGUGAUUUUUAUAAACUUUGGUUUAUUCAAAUGGUGACAACUCGUCGAAACGACUAUUUUCGAAAAAGAAAGAAAAAUAGAAAACAACGGAGGGAGAGGGAGAGAAAGAGAGAAGCGAUGCCGACAAACAAUGAAAACCGACUAUCCCUUUUUCGUUUUGAAAUACAGGUGGCAAAGAAACGUGCUUCUAGGGCGAUUCGCUUCGUAACACGUUCGUUGCUCGUGACAUACGAAACGGCGCAAACGCGUAAGUGUAUCUAUCCGUACGUACAGCGUCGAGGAACGUGUGUACGAGGAGAAAAAAUGGAAGGGGGAGAAAGAGACGCGUAUGUAUGCUCUUUCGUAAAUCAGAUGGGAAGCGUUUCCUGCUGGCAGUACGAGCUCGUUCGAUCUAUUGUUGCAAAGUCUCUAACCGUGCCCGUAAUGUCCACACGAACCUAUUAUGAGUUCUAUCUUCGUUGCCUUUGCCGAUGGUGUUGCCACUUUUCGCAGGCCUGCUUCUCUCUCUCUCUCUCUCUCUUUUGUGUCCGUUCCUUUUCCUUUCGCCCAUACGCGUACCGACGUAUAUACGAGUAAAUAUACAUAGAUAUGAUGUAUGUACGUACACACGUAAAUGCAAUACUCCACUCUUCCGAUUUCCACGCGUCGGCACCUAUGGUCCAUCGAUCCGCGAGCAACUCUGUUAUCGUUUUCCGGAGCAGUCCAACGAUAAAACAACGUUAAAGCUAACGAAGUGUGGACCAAACGAAUAAACGAGAGUUUCUUUUGAUCCACGAUACAAAACGUAGCCGCUUGUUCUCGAAUUAAUUGGUAGGAACCGGAAAAAGUAUGUGAGGUGAAAGAAGGAAAAAGAAAAAAAAAAAGAAAAGAAAAGAAAAUUUCGUAACGCGCGGAAACCCAUUCAAUCUCUUUAGUUUCUUCGGUCUUCCCGAUUGAAUCGUUAACACAUACGUAUAAAAGUGGAUAAGAGUGGUUCCUUGUAAAGGACGAAAGGGAACGGUCCUACGAAGAUGAAGAACCGAGGAUGCUCGAAUGAAAUUUAGCCCGCGCUAAACGGAACGUCGAUGCCUAUCCUUGCGAAUUAGUUACAGCGAGCAGGAAGAAAAUGAAGAUACGCUUUUUCUUUUUCUCUUCUUCUUUUCUUCCUCUACUUCCUCUUCUUUCCUGUUCCUUCCUUAUUUAUUUUUUUUUUUUUUUCUUACUUUUGCAUCGAUUCGAGUCCGUAGAAAAGGAAGAGAAGAUCCUUGUAAUAAUCUCGUUCCAAAGGGGAGCAGACGUCGAAAGUAAGUUCAAGCUCUUCCUGCCGGCGGUUAAUUUCAACCAUUCCAACGCGUUUUGCGCUCCGCGCUCUCAUAAACGCUCGUAGAGAAACGAAUCUCGCUUUCGUAGUCGAUUCAAAGCCCGUAAUGAACUUUGGCUGACAUCCGGUUUCACCCGGAAGGCCACUCCCAUUACGGUAGACUCUCUCGGUAUCGUUACAUCGAUGCAAACACACCGAAACCAACAACGAUUCUUCUGUUUCGUUCGUGCGUCACGUAUUAUUGUAAAGGACGCUAGCGUUGAUGACGAGCCUUUGGCUCGUUUCCUCCUCCUCUUCCUCCACUUCUCCGCUUUUGUCCGAGUCGCUCAGUCUCUCGGUAUCCUUCGAACCGUUGACUUCUCUGUUGUUUUAAUAACUUACGUAAGAUAGAUUUACUCCUGAUAAAUGGUAAAAGCUGUCGCGUUCGAAACGGUUACCGAUCGAUGCCCGAUCGAAUCCAACGUGAAAAAAGUAACGAGCGAAAGGUUCGUCCAAAUUUUCCAUCGUACGUGAAAGCGACCGUUCGUGAAAGGGUACGCUCUAACGGAGCUUAUUUAAAAUGGCAUUCUGGACGUUCAACUCGAGUGGAUUUCAAGCUUUACGCGAGUCGAUCGAUUCUCGCCAAGGGAAUCGUUACUCGACGAGGAACAAUUAACGCGUUUCGAAGAACGUGGAAAACUCGACGGGUUUCCAUCCCUUUCUACGUUUCCACGUUUCUGAGUUCUAUGCAUCGCAAAGAAGAUGGAUGGAUAGAGAAACAGAGAGAAACGGAGUAAGGAGGAAGGCACGAGAGCUUUUGCGUAGGCUUAUUCAAACGGUACCUCUCUCAAACGCGUGACAUCGGGACCCUCCUUCUUCAAAAGUAAGCAAAGCAAUUAGACAGAAUUACGAAGGAAAGAGAAUGAGAAAUAAAGAGAAAGAGGGUGAGUGUGUGCGAGAGAGAGAGAGAGAGAGAAAGCGCGCGUAAAAAGGGAGCAAGCCGGGUGAAAAGUGGGUGGUCGACACUUCCACUUGGUUUAACCAAACCCUCGGCCAUGGACGAGCAUACAUCGUCUUCUUUUCAAACCCCUAGUCUCUCGAGAGAUCCGGACGCGUUACGUCCCUGCUGCAUGCGAUAUACCUAGGUAUAUGGGACACCGCUUAAGACUACGCAGUUGUACUUGGAUGAUAUCGAUCGAAAAUUAGUCUCGUUCGUUUCGACGAGGGAAAUAAGAUGAGACGACUCGUAUCCGACGAGUACCAUGCGAGAUAGCCGCGUUGUCGGAUACGUCGAAGAAAAUCCUAAAGGUAUUACCUACUUUCUAGUCCUCAUAGACCAACGUGAAUACGUACGUUGGAAACGCACUUGCAUUAUCCAUUAGUAGAAAAAGUGGAUAACGCUAUACACACUUGGCUCUCUACACGUUCGAUCUCGCAACACCCCGGGCAGAGGGCUUCUCUCCUACGUUCUGGAGGCGAACGACGGGUAUGGGGGAUCGAUAGGGGAUGCCGAGCUCUGCAUAGGGUGGCAUAGGUUCGCAUCGUUGCAGAGAAGGCCGCAAAGUAUAUUUACAUACGGAGCCUCGGUCAAAGCCUUUACUUUGCACGAGUAUUCAUGCACUCGUCUCCUGCCACGACAUUCUCCGCUGGACGGGAGAAUCCACUAUCGUUCUCUUAUUCGACCGAAUUUAGAAUGAUACUCUCGCAAAUCCGUGCACCUCGAGUAGAAAUUUCUAAACGAAAUUUCGAAACGUCGCGCCUCGCCGAUCCGCCGCGUCACGGGAAUUUUAUUACCAACAUUUUUUCAUCGACUAAACUCGUCGAAACUCGUCUACUCUCUAUUUCUCGGCUUUCUCCGUGAAGCAGCGUACUUGUUAUCAUAGAAAAAGUUAGAAAAUUUCUAAACGACGUCUCCGGUAGUUCGUUUCUCGCGAAAGGCGAGAACGCUUCGGGGUUGCGAGGACACCUAGAACCGAUCGAAAGGCUCUCUCGACUCAUAUUUUUCAGUAUUUUCGAGUGCGAUAAGCCCGUGAGGUAGAAUCACGCGAGGCAUCCUGUGGCGAACGGAAGAGGCGAAGGGCGAUCGUCGGUGUCCCUGACGAGCGAGGAGGGAGGAGGGUAAUUGCGCGUCGGGUUUGACUUAUAGCUUCUAAAUCAGUGUCAAAAGGCUGCGACCCUUGCGUACCCGUCCUGCUUCGCCAAAUGUAUUUUAGAUAAACUUUGAUCGAUUUCUCGCCAAAAUUCUGCCUUCUUUAAUCUCCCUCUCUUUUUUUCGCCAACGAAAUUCCUUGGAAAUAUGUAGAAGACACAUCGAAGAUGUCACAUCGUGGGAGUUUUCUUCGUAAAAAGGAAUGCGUACGAGAGAUAUCAAGAGGAUUUAAGCGUUUCGCCCGGAUACUUGGCUCUCCGGAGUGGAUAUCAUGCUCGAGUAAUUCAAGCCGUUGCCAGGUGCUUAGCAAAGUUUCAAUUGUACUCUUCGUGCGUGAUACCAGAAACGUUGCCUCCUCGUCGUCUCCUUCGGCUGGUAAGCAGCUAAACGAGAGAGAGAGAGAGAGAGAGAGAGAGAGAAAGAGAGAGAAGGAUAGGCUGG
This is a messenger RNA of Vespula vulgaris, 10407 nucleotides long. RefSeq lists its product as uncharacterized. The record is from RefSeq and is a predicted model, not a curated record. Bases 185 to 3355 code for a protein of 1056 amino acids. NCBI's taxonomy places the organism in Eukaryota, Metazoa, Arthropoda, Insecta, Hymenoptera, Vespidae. The transcript has 6 exons.